Messenger RNA from Danaus chrysippus (African queen), 699 nucleotides. Lineage: Eukaryota; Metazoa; Arthropoda; Insecta; Lepidoptera; Nymphalidae. The record is from the annotation of a GenBank genome assembly.
AUGACCACAUUGACUCCAGUCUCUAAUAAAAAUGAGAUAAACUGCUGGGAAAAUCAACCCUUUACCACAGUCUGGCCAGAAUCGGAACAAUAUAAGCCAUCAAGAGAUUCACAUGUUACAAGGACUAUUAAAAAGCGUAAACGUAACAGAACCGCUUACACAACAGAACAGCUGAGAAUGCUGGAAAGAACUUUCUCGAGAUCAAAAUACAUAGAUGCAGAACGUCGCAAAGAACUUGCGGAAUGUUUAAAUAUUGGAGAAAAAUGUGUUAAAGUUUGGUUCCAGAAUAGAAGGAUGAAGGAGAAGAAGGAGUCAUCAUUGUCGAGUGAUUCGUCAAGUGAAUCUUGUGCUACAGAAUCUAUAAGCCCACCUCCAGAGAGUACAAGUGGCACAGAAAGUGAAUACAACUGUCCAGCCUUUAACCAUAACCCAACUCAACAGAUACCCCAUUAUGGAUAUUACCAACAAAACCUUGCUUCGGAAUCUCAAAUACCGUAUUAUCCACAGGGCACGUCUUAUACUCACUAUCUUCCUUCAUUCACAAGUGAUUUUUUCAGAAAUGAUAGUAAUAUAUAUCCCACCCAAUACUAUCCUUAUACUGCGCCUGAAUACAAUUACACAAACAUUGAACAAGUUGAUCAGAAACAAGAAACAGGUAAUAACUGGUCGGAUACUGCGUUUGAGUUGAAUUUCCUCUAA